UACGUGACACAUUAAUUGGAUUAUUCCAACGGAGGAUUAAUAUGAAUUAUUUUUGUCAAUAUGGGUUCAAUUUUUAUAAAAGAAAUUUUAACACUAUCAAUUUGUUAGUUUUAUUUUCUUACGCUGCAUUUUUUAUUUACAUCAAAUUUUAUGUGAUAAACAAUUUGGAGCCUGGAUUAAGUGACAUCGAGGAAAUUAAUGUAAGAGAAAAUUUGAAUUCUAUACAAGAAAGUAAAUAUCUUGUAUGGAGUUCAAAAUGCCGUCUACUGGAUAAAGACCCACUGGAUGAAAGUAUCAGAGAAUUUAUCCAGCCUGAAUAUUUUGAGUCGUGUUCAUUAACAGAUUCGUUACUUAGUUCGGUUGUUAAAGAGGCGAGUGGAAAUUACAGCAUAGUUAUCAAUAAAGAAAUUGCGGAAAGUUACAAAAUACUGCGGUGCUGCUGGUCGUCAAUUUUUAAAAAUAAAUCUGAGGAGGCUGUGAAUGAUUGGGAUGUUAAAUUUAACGUGUCACCUUGUCAAGACUUUGAGGAUCGAGUGGAAUUACCAGAGGACGCAGAAAUAGUAAAAGUUGUUUGUAGAUCUAAUAAAAAAUUCAGCAAAAGAAUAUUAAAAGUCAUGUAUGAAAAUAUUCAUGCCAUAGUGAAUCCAAAAAGAGUCAAAGAUCGAUUCCAAAAUGUCAGCCUUAAUAAUACAGAUACAGAAAAUAAAAAAAUAAGUAUUUUUGUGUUGGGUAUAAAUGGAAUAUCGCGUUUGAAUUUCAUGCGCAGUCUGCCUAAAACAGCGGAAUUUCUACAACAAAAGGGCUGGAUUAACCUCGUGGGCUACAAUAAAAUAGGUGAUGACAAGUUUUCGAAUAUCAUGUCAAUUUUAACGGGGCAAAAUGCUUCUCUAAGUAACGCUUAUUAUAACUCUGAAUCUGAAGGCCUAAAUGAUUGCCCAUUAUUGUGGAAAAAUUUUAAACAGGCUGGUUAUGUGACAGCUUAUGGAGAAGAUGUUUCUUAUUUAGACUCAUUAAAUUUCCGUAACAACGGAUUUAUUGACCCGCCAACUGAUUACUAUCUCAAGCCUUAUAUUGUUGCCACGGAAAAUUUGUUAAAGCCAAAGUACAAAUUUGGACAACGUUAUUGCUCAGGACCAGAGUUAACGGUUGAUCGGAUUUUAAAUUACGCAUCAGAUUUCGCUAGGGAAUUUUUGGACAGACCGUACUUUGGUUGGUUCUGGAUUAAUUCAAUACCUCAUGAUGACAUAAAUGGACUGUCGUCAAUGGACUCGCAUUUGCUGGAUCAGCUAAAGAAUUUUGAGCAAGGUGGUGUUUUUGAUAACACCCUGGUGGUAUUUCUCAGCGACCAUGGAACGCGGUGGGACGAAAUAAAAAAUACAUUUAUCGGCUGGUACGAAGAGAGACUGCCCUUUGUGUAUCUGCGAGUACCAGACGCAUUGAAAAAUCAAAACAUUGAUGACAGCAGUCUGGAUAUCAUUCAGACGCUAAAAGUAAAUAAGCGUCGAUUAACGUCACCUUAUGAUUUGUACGAGACACUAAGGGAUAUUCUGGAACGCGGGGGAGGCAAAGCGAGUCCUAGUUCUGGCUGCUCAUUGUGCCAAAGUCUUUUGAAACCUGUAAUCAAUGAACGCGGAUGCGAAGAUGUUGGGGUGUCGUCUCACUGGUGCACAUGUACGGAAUCAAACCCACAAUCACCCACCAGCGAAAUCGCACAACAAGGAGCUCAAAAAUUCUUAUCGCAUAUCGAGAGUGUGGUAAAAAAUUACAAAAAUGAAAAAGGCGAACGGCUGUGCGCAGAGUUAAAUAUUGAGAAAAUUCACCGUUUUGAUGAGAUUAUUAUGGAGAAUAACAAUACAACUACUAAGAAAUAUUUUUAUCAGAUUGAAGUCGCUCCGGGUAAUGGAAUGUAUGAGAUUACAAUGAACUUUGAUGUAAAUAAAAACUUUGAAGUUUCUCCUUAUGAAAUAAGUAGAACUAAUUCUUAUGAAGUCAGUGCGAGUUGCCUUCAACAUCUCAGUCAUAGAAAAUACUGUUACUGUAUUAAUUAAUUAAUACACUUUAUCCAUUACAAUUAAAAUAUUUUUUAUCUCCGAUAUAUUAAAUAUAAGAUAGCAAUAAUGUUAAUAUUAAUAACCGCCAGAAUUGUAAAUUUAAUGAAUAAAAAUUUUAUUCCUGUUGGUAAUUUCGGACCCGCCACCCAGGGUACUUUGACGCUUUUUUCGCACUCGAAAUUAACAUUA
Microplitis demolitor is the source of this 2240-nucleotide messenger RNA. RefSeq lists its product as uncharacterized. The transcript is spliced from 2 exons. NCBI's taxonomy places the organism in Eukaryota, Metazoa, Arthropoda, Insecta, Hymenoptera, Braconidae. The record is from RefSeq and is a predicted model, not a curated record. The coding region runs from base 42 to 2048 and encodes 668 amino acids.